CCCGGGGCUGCCCGCGUCAUCGCCGGAGGGCGGGGCCCGGGGCGGCGCUCGGGGGUCACGGCGGCUGGAGCUGCGCCCUCCGCGGCUCGGCGCCCGCCCGCCCGGCCUCUGCCCGCUCACCGCAUCCCCGCUCUGCGCUUCCUUCCCUGCCGCGUCCGCGCGCAAAGAUGGCAACCGACGGGCUGCACGAGAACGAGACGCUGGCGUCGCUGAAAAGCGAGGCCGAGAGCCUCAAGGGCAAGCUGGAGGAGGAGCGGGCCAAGCUGCACGACGUGGAGCUGCACCAGGUGGCAGAGCGCGUGGAGGCCCUGGGUCAGUUUGUCAUGAAGACCAGAAGGACCCUCAAAGGCCACGGGAACAAAGUUCUCUGCAUGGACUGGUGCAAAGAUAAAAGGAGGAUUGUGAGCUCCUCACAGGACGGGAAGGUGAUCGUGUGGGACUCCUUCACCACCAACAAGGAGCACGCGGUCACUAUGCCCUGCACGUGGGUGAUGGCAUGUGCUUAUGCCCCGUCGGGAUGUGCCAUAGCUUGCGGUGGUUUGGAUAACAAGUGCUCUGUGUAUCCGUUGACAUUUGACAAAAAUGAAAACAUGGCUGCCAAAAAGAAGUCUGUAGCUAUGCAUACCAACUACCUGUCAGCCUGCAGCUUUACCAACUCUGACAUGCAGAUCCUGACAGCCAGUGGAGAUGGAACAUGCGCCUUAUGGGAUGUGGAGAGUGGGCAGCUGCUGCAGAGCUUCCAUGGACAUGGGGCUGAUGUCCUGUGCUUGGAUUUGGCCCCCUCAGAAACCGGAAACACCUUUGUGUCUGGGGGAUGCGACAAGAAAGCCAUGGUGUGGGACAUGCGCUCUGGCCAAUGUGUGCAGGCCUUUGAAACACACGAAUCUGACAUCAACAGUGUCCGGUACUACCCCAGUGGAGAUGCCUUUGCUUCAGGCUCAGAUGAUGCUACGUGUCGCCUCUAUGACCUCCGGGCAGACAGGGAGGUCGCCAUCUAUUCCAAAGAGAGUAUCAUAUUCGGAGCAUCCAGUGUGGACUUCUCCCUCAGUGGUCGCCUGCUCUUUGCUGGAUACAACGAUUAUACCAUCAACGUCUGGGAUGUUCUCAAAGGCUCCCGAGUCUCCAUCCUGUUUGGGCACGAAAACCGAGUCAGUACUCUGCGAGUGUCCCCCGAUGGCACCGCUUUCUGCUCAGGAUCGUGGGAUCAUACCCUGAGAGUCUGGGCAUAAUCGUCUUCUCACAGUGCACACAUACGUACCUGAGGAUGGAAUGUGAAAUCUUCACCUGUAAAUAGAUAGGCCUUCUAGAAGAGCUUAGGGUUUCUUGCAGUUUAGCUUAAGGGAUCAGCUGCGUAGCUCAAAGCUCACUAAGCAUCUCCAGCAUCACUGCUAAAACCACCACCCCUGGAAAUAAAUUCUCGUGAGUCUUCAGCACUACAGGAAUACUUUGAAGAACAGUAUUUUUCAUUUUGAACACCUUAUAAAGUUCAUCCAUUCUUAAGAUUAUUCUAAAUAACAUACUAUAAGGUUAUUCUAAAUAACUCAUUCUGUUGCCCAUAGAAUCCAGCAUUCGAAUAUUUCAUACUACUUCCUUGAAUCAAAUUCAUUUUCAGAACACUUGAAAUUCUGCUUUUUCUUAGUGUGCACUGUGACUUUUGGAACUUGCUCUACAAGUUAAGGAGGACUGUGUUAAUUGGCCUGUGACAGAAGAAAAUUCCAAUUCCAAAUGUAAUUAGAAAAAAAACACUUUUUUAAAAUGCGUUUUUUAUUGUAAAAUUAUCUUUUUUUUUUUGGUCUCCUGUCAUUUUCUUUGAGAUAAAACAUUUUUGUCCAGGUAGACAGUUAUAAAUGAAGCAGGAAUAUGCAUAAAACAAAUAGGAUGUUUGA
Sciurus carolinensis (gray squirrel) is the source of this 1886-nucleotide messenger RNA. It is a transcript of the gene Gnb5, whose product is annotated as G protein subunit beta 5. Gene Ontology annotation, biological process: G protein-coupled dopamine receptor signaling pathway; G protein-coupled receptor signaling pathway. The transcript has 11 exons. Gene Ontology annotation, cellular component: heterotrimeric G-protein complex; cytoplasm. Gene Ontology annotation, molecular function: signaling receptor complex adaptor activity; protein binding. The coding region runs from base 168 to 1229 and encodes 353 amino acids. The record is from RefSeq and is a predicted model, not a curated record. NCBI's taxonomy places the organism in Eukaryota, Metazoa, Chordata, Mammalia, Rodentia, Sciuridae.